Molecule: messenger RNA, 1020 nt
Organism: Serendipita indica DSM 11827
Lineage: Eukaryota; Fungi; Basidiomycota; Agaricomycetes; Sebacinales; Serendipitaceae
Source: the annotation of a GenBank genome assembly
AUGAAAGGACACGGUGGCCGUAUCACAUCUCUAAAUUACAACCCGCGGAACCCUCGCAUCCUCUGCUCCACCUCUAGGGAUCAGACUACACGUCUGUGGUCACUUGAUCUUCUGCAGUCCAUGAAGAUGGCAUCUGCUGACCCUCAACUCGCUUCCUUCGGACCACCAUUUGGCGCACCACUUACAGGCGGGGAGGAAGAAUCAUUGGGCCCGACAGGCCGUUGUUUCACUGUCACGGCUGGUGGGCAGACAGCUGGACACCAAGCGACAGUCUUGGAUGCAUGUUUCCACCCAGACUUAGAUGUCAUUGUUACGUCCUCGGUAGAUCAUCGCAUCCUCAUUUGGGAAUACGACCCACCACCUUCUCCCUCUGAUCUUGUAGGAACAUUGGCUGUCCUUGGCAGACCUCUGUUCUGCUUUCAAAUGAUUCAUCACGCGCAAGUGAUCCGAGUUCGCUGGCUGUCUCCCUCUGUGCUCAUCUCACAGAGCCCCCAGUCAGUCACCGACAAAGAUGCUUCAUUUCCAGGAAAGAUUUCUGUGUGGAAAUGGCUUGGUUAUGGAAGAUAUCGUGAGGCAGUCACAAACAAGGAGACGUAUGCGGUGGACUGGGAAAAUGCUACAUCUAGCCGCUCAUACAAGAUAUUGUCUGAGAUUCAGCUUCGUCAACCAGCGAAGAAAAUCAUGAUUCACGGCUCUCUGGUGGCUCUAGCCACCCAGACUCUGAUUCGGGUCCUCGAUGUUAGCCUCCUAAGACCUCGAUCACGUCCGGAACCCGAUAUAAUCUUGACCAGAGACCUCAUGGAUACUGAUGUGAUGUGGGAGGAGACGCUGAGAAGGCACAAAGACGUCCUGUGGGAACAGGCGGAGAGGUUUGACUAUUCGGGUGUUGUUGGUACGGCCAGCACAGAGGAAUUUAGCGCAGAAAAUAUCUUCGCGGUUGCCAUCUAUCAUGGUGUCGUUAUUCGUGUUGGGGAAGGCGAAAACAUGCGGAUCUGGGCUACUCCCAAACACUCGAUUUGA